GCCGAGCCACCAUCAUGCCUGGGCAUUUACAGGAAGGCUUCGGCUGCGUGGUCACCAACCGAUUCGACCAGUUAUUUGACGACGAAUCGGACCCGUUGGAGGUGUUGAAGGCAGCAGAGAACAAGAAAAAAGAAGCCGGCGGGGGCGGCGUUGGGGGCCCUGGGGCCAAGAGCGCUGCUCAGGCCGCAGCUCAGACCAACUCCAAUGCGGCAGGCAAACAGCUGCGUAAAGAAUCUCAGAAAGAUCGCAAGAACCCGUUGCUGCCCAACGUUGGCGUGGUUGACAAGAAAGAGGAGACGCAGCCGCCAGUAGCGCUUAAGAAAGAAGGAAUAAGACGUGUUGGAAAAAGACCUGAUCAACAACUUCAGGGUAAUGGGAAAAUAAUUGAUAGGAGACCAGAAAGGCGACCACCUCGUGAACGACGAUUUGAAAAGCCACUUGAAGAAAAGGGUGAAGGAGGAGACUUUUCAGUUGAUAGACCGAUUAUUGACCGGCCUAUCCGAGGCCGUGGUGGUCUUGGAAGAGGUCGAGGAGGCCGUGGACGUGGAAUGGGCCGAGGAGAUGGAUUUGAUUCUCGUGGCAAACGUGAAUUUGAUAGGCAUAGUGGAAGUGAUAGAUCUUCUUUUUCACAUUACAGUGGCCUGAAGCAUGAGGACAAACGUGGAGGUAGCGGAUCUCACAACUGGGGAACUGUCAAAGAUGAAUUAACUGACUUAGAGCAAUCAAAUGUGACUGAGGAAACACCUGAAGGUGAAGAACAUCCAGUUGCAGACGCUGAAAAUAAGGAGAAUGAAGUUGAAGAAGUAAAGGAAGAGGGUCCAAAAGAAAUGACUUUGGAUGAAUGGAAGGCUAUUCAGAAUAAGGACCGAGCAAAAGUAGAAUUUAAUAUCCGAAAACCAAACGAAGGUGCUGAUGGGCAAUGGAAGAAGGGAUUUGUUCUUCAUAAGUCGAAGGGUGAAGAGGCUCAUGCUGAAGAUUCGGUUAUGGAUCAUCAUUUCCGGAAGCCAGCAAAUGAUAUAACGUCUCAGCUGGAGAUCAAUUUUGGAGACCUUGGCCGCCCAGGACGUGGUGGCAGGGGAGGACGAGGUGGCCGUGGGCGUGGUGGCCGUCCAAACCGUGGCAGCAGGACUGACAAGUCAAGUGCUUCUGCUCCUGAUGUAGAUGAUCCAGAGGCAUUCCCAGCUCUGGCUUAACUGGAUGCCAUAAAACAACCCUGGUUCCUUUGUGGACCCUCCUCUCUGAGGUUUUGCAUGCUUAAGGAUCCCAAACGACUAAGAAAUUAAAAAAAAAAAAAAGACUGUCAUUCAUACCUUUCACACCUACAGACUGAAUUUUAUCUGUUUUGAAAAUGAACUUCUCUAGGUACACAGAAGUAACAAUAUGGUAGUCAGUUUUGUAUUUAGAAAUGUAUUGGUAGCAGGGAUGUUUUCAUAAUUUUCAGAGAUUAUGCAUUCUUCAUGAAUAUUUUGUAUUGCUGCUUGCAAACAUGCAUUUCCAAACUUGAAAUAUAGGUGUGAACAGUGUGUACCAGUUUAAAGCUUUCACUUCAUUUGUGUUUUUUAAUUAAGGAUUUAGAUGUUCCCCCAAUUACCGACCGGUUUUAAAUACUGGACAUAUCAGUUUUAAUACCUGCUUUGCAUUUUCACACAUGGUUAACUGGGACAUGAAAACUUUGUCAAAUUUUAUGCUGUGUGGAAUAGUAACUACUUUGUGUAUUUUAACUUAGUUUUAAUAUUUUCAUUUCUGGGAAAAAAUCUUUUCACUUCUCAUGAUAGUUACAUGCUAAAUCUUUAUAUACAGAAAUACCAGACUUGAAAAAAUUCAAAGCCCAUUGGUUUAUUAACCCUUGCUCCUGCAUGGUUCAUUGGGUUCCAAUUAUAAUUGAUUCACAAUUUCAAAAUGUGUGACUUUCCCACUUUAAAAACCAAAUUAGACCCUUACUGGUGAAAGUUGUUUAAGCUACUUAUUGUUGAUAGACACAUCCUGUUAGGUGAAGUAGUUUUAUGGGUGUUGGGCUUUUCCCACUCCAAUAGAGUGGGUGGAACAAAGUUGAUUUGGCUAAUGCAUAAUGAAAUUUCAACUGUAUGGCAA
Molecule: messenger RNA, 2091 nt
Organism: Rhinolophus ferrumequinum (greater horseshoe bat)
Lineage: Eukaryota; Metazoa; Chordata; Mammalia; Chiroptera; Rhinolophidae
Product: plasminogen activator inhibitor 1 RNA-binding protein-like
Exons: 1
Coding region: 15-1193 (392 amino acids)
Cellular component (GO): cytoplasm; nucleus
Molecular function (GO): mRNA 3'-UTR binding
Source: RefSeq, a predicted model, not a curated record